AUGGUUAUUGUUUUUGUUAGUAAGUAGGUUUUUUUUCAGAAUGAUAAAGCUUAGAAAACAGUAGCAUUGAUUUUGCUAGGGUCUUUUUCGGGUUUUUAUUUGUUUUAUAUUUUAGGGAAAAUGUAAUUGACAUAAUUGUUCCAUGAGGUGGCUGAUAGGUUGGCAAAUGGAGCUCUUAGGUAAGGGGGAAUAAAUAAGUGGUUAAGUGUGCAUAAGAGGGGCCAUACCUAAUAGUAAUUUUUAAGAGAAAAAUCAACUUUAGUUUAGAAUGCACUUUUAAUUGAUUAGACGUUUUAAUUAUAAAGUAGAUUGAAACCACUGUGA
Messenger RNA from Tetrahymena thermophila SB210, 324 nucleotides. Its product is annotated as transmembrane protein, putative. The transcript has a single exon. Lineage: Eukaryota; Ciliophora; Oligohymenophorea; Hymenostomatida; Tetrahymenidae. The record is from RefSeq and is a predicted model, not a curated record.